Capsella rubella is the source of this 2381-nucleotide messenger RNA. RefSeq lists its product as uncharacterized. Gene Ontology annotation, biological process: mRNA catabolic process. NCBI's taxonomy places the organism in Eukaryota, Viridiplantae, Streptophyta, Magnoliopsida, Brassicales, Brassicaceae. Gene Ontology annotation, molecular function: mRNA binding; demethylase activity. The record is from RefSeq and is a predicted model, not a curated record. The transcript is spliced from 9 exons. Bases 329 to 2188 code for a protein of 619 amino acids.
CACUCUUACCCUUUACACCUCUUUCCUCAAAAACCCUAGAUCUCUCUCUCUCUCUCCCUUUUAGGGAAGCUUCCCUUUGUUUACACACAUCACUUUAACUAGAUUACUCUCUUCUCUUCUUUAUUCACACAGCUUCACGUUGAAGACGAGGGAUUACUCGAUUUUGCCAGAUCUGUUUGUCUCUCACUCCUCGUUUUACCUCAAAAACCCUUCACAUUUUUGAUCUGUUUGAAGGAAGCUAUGACUUGUGUUUGUUGAUAGUGAGAAGUAAAGGAACGGUUUUUAUCUACAAGAUACUUGCUUUUUUUGUCCUUUGUUGUUGCCACAAAUGGCAAUGCCACCAGGAAAUGUUGUUACUCCGUCUGAGAAAUUGCAGUUUCCUCCGCCCGCUAACGUCGCCGGAAAUUGGAUCCCGGACGAGCGAGAUGGGUUUAUCUCUUGGCUGCGUGCGGAGUUUGCUGCGGCUAACGCGAUCAUCGAUUCCCUUUGUCAGCAUUUACAAACGAUCGGAGAUCACAACGAAUACGAUUCCGUGAUCAGAAGCAUCCAUCACCGUCGUUUAGGCUGGUCUCAGGUUCUUACUAUGCAGCAGUUUUACCCAGUGGCUGAGGUUUCUUACAACCUUCAACAGAUUGCUUGGAAACGGCAACAGCAGAUGCCACCUCAAAGGCAUUACAGUUCUGAUCAGAUUGGGAAAUUUGGAGGAAGGAGAUCAGGGCCUGGGUUUAACAAGCAUCAUGGUGGUGGUUACAGAGGAGCUGAUUCAAUGGCCAGAAACGGGCAUAAUUUCAAUUCGACCUCGGAUUACCAUAGUGUAAGCAGUGAUCAUGUUGAGAAUCGGGAGGAAGCUAAACUAGCAAGUGAUGUUAAGGCAUUAUCUGUUACAGAGGAGAAGAAAGAUGGUAGCGAGAAACCAAAGAGCGAUAGUAAAGUCGAGAAAAACCUGGAAAAAUCUGAAACUCAAGAGGAGAUAGUGAACCAUAAGUGUAACUCGGCUUCUAAAGAUAACAGUCUCAGUUCAGAGCAAAAGCGAGAAGAGAAAGAUAAAGAGUGUCCUGCAAGCAUGGCAAAGACUUUUGUUGUCCAAGAGAUGUAUGAAGCAAAAAUGGUUAACGUUGUCGAAGGAUUGAAGCUGUACGACAAAAUGGUUGACGCAAAGGAGGUUUCUCAACUCGUUUCUCUUGUGAACAAUCUGAGACUUUCUGGUAGAAGAGGUCAACUUCAAAGUGAGGCAUAUGUGGGUUAUAAGCGGCCAAAUAGAGGACAUGGACGUGAGAUGAUCCAACUUGGUCUCCCCAUAGCUGAUACGCCGCCUGAUGAUGAGAGUAUCAAAGAUCGAAGAAUAGAGCCAAUCCCAUCAUCUCUUUCAGACAUCAUUGAACGUUUGAUGACAAAGCAAAUCAUUCCUGUGAAACCAGACGCAUGCAUCAUUGACUUCUUCAGCGAGGGAGAUCACUCGCAGCCUCAUAUGUUUGUUCCUUGGUUUGGACGACCCGUGUGUGUCUUGUCCUUGUCUGAAUGCGAUUUCACAUUCGGAAGAGUCAUUGUCUCUGAUCAUCCUGGCGACUACAAGGGCUCUCUCAAGUUGUCUCUCACUCCCGGAUCGGUUCUUAUGGUGGAAGGCAAAUCCGCAAAUCUUGCUAAGUAUGCAGUCCACUCAACCCGAAAGCAACGGAUACUCAUCACCUUCAUCAAAUCUAAACCAAGAAGCUCCAUAACCGGAGCUAACUGGGGACCCCCGCCUAGCAGAUCGCCGAAUCACCACAUCCGUCACCCAACCGGACCACCUAAACACUACCCGGUUAUCCCAACAACUGGUGUCUUGCCCACACCGUCUCACCGCCCACCAAACGGAUCUGUUCAACCGAUGUUCAUAGCCCCUUCUCCUCCGCUUGCCCCUCCAAUGCCGUUCCCAGGUGCUGUGCCACCAGGGCCAACGGUAUGGCCACUGUUGCCACCUCAUCCACGGCACCAGCCGCCACCACAACCUCGAAUGCUCAUCCCUGGCACCGGUGUGUUCCUCCCACCAGGUUCAAACCAAGAAAAUGUUACACAAGGGUCCCCAGAGAAAGCAGACAACAGCGAGGGAAGCAGCAACCCUGCACAAGAUGUGAAAACGAAGGAAGAAGGUCGUAACGGAAGUGCUGCAGGGGAAUGCGGUGGCAGUAAUGGUAAACAGAGCAAUUAGCUGAAGAAGAGAGAUAGAGCAAAGAGGGAAAAGCUAGUUUUUGAGAGAUAUGAAAUCUGAGGUGCAGUUUAUAAACUGUAAAAAAAGAGCGGCGAAUUCGAUGCAAGUGUCGUUUGUUUUUGUCACUUGGAGGAAUUAUUUUUAGGAGAGAAGCAAAAGAGACCAAUAGCAAAAUUUACCCGUUUUCUUACUC